CACAGGUCUCUCCCCUCCCGUCUCGUUUCGAUUCUGUGUUGCGGCAUUUGGAGAGUGAAGAGAAGAGGCGAUGGCAUGGAGAGGAAACAUAUCGAAGUCUCUCAAAGAGCUCAGGAUCCUUCUCUGUCAAUCCUCUCCCGCUAGCGCUUCCACCAGGACUUUCGUGGAGAAGAAUUACAAAGAAUUGAAGUCUCUAAACCCAAAGUUUCCCUUCCUGAUCCGCGAAUGUAGCGGGAUCCAGCCUCAGAUGUGGGCUAGAUAUGAUAUGGGAGUGGAGAGGUGUGUGAACUUGGAUGGGAUGAGCGAGACACAGUUUCUCAAGUCUCUUGAAGACCUUGUGAAAGCUGGAGGAGCUACAAAAGCCUGAGGCUGUUUCUUUCUUUCUUUUUUUUUUUUUUUUUUUUUUUUAUGAUCUCGAAUAAGCUAAUUAACUGCAAACACUCAAUUUUACAUUUCCUGUCAUUCUAUUUACUUUGCAACUCUCUGGUGUCUUAUCGCCUUUCGAUUUGAA
Molecule: messenger RNA, 511 nt
Organism: Brassica oleracea var. oleracea
Lineage: Eukaryota; Viridiplantae; Streptophyta; Magnoliopsida; Brassicales; Brassicaceae
Product: NADH dehydrogenase [ubiquinone] 1 alpha subcomplex subunit 2-like
Exons: 3
Coding region: 71-367 (98 amino acids)
Source: RefSeq, a predicted model, not a curated record